UCCUCAGUGGCCCCCACACGGUCCUCCUCGGCGUUGCUAUUGGUCCGUGUAAUUCCACACGGGUUUUCCUCCCUGGCUGUGGGAAGGACGAGCGGGAUACAGGCAUUUGUGUGUGGGAACUGUAGUCGAACGACUGCCGGAGAAGCAUAUGUUUGGAUUUAGCUAAAGUUCAGGAAACCCCUACUUCUUUGUCUACUCCUCCUCUACCUGCUCCUCCAGAAGUGACUAUUGGUACCUUCGAUUCCUCCCAGGGGUCCCUCCCCCCGCAACACGGUCUGCUGAGAAACCUCCGCUGUUCCCCUCCUCUCUGCUCCCCCUGUCCCUGUCCCCUCUCCCCUCUCGCCACGGUCCUCGCCCUCCACCCCCCUAGCCCCCAUCCUAGGCAACAUGUCCAUCGCCCUGAAGCAGGUCUUCAACAAGGACAAGACCUUCCGCCCCAAGCGUAAGUUUGAGCCGGGGACGCAGCGCUUCGAGCUGCAUAAGAAGGCCCAGGCGUCGCUGAGCUCCGGAGUUGACCUGAGGGCGGCGGUUGCUUUGCCCCACGGGGAGGAUCUGAACGACUGGGUGGCAGUACACGUGGUGGACUUCUUCAACCGAAUCAACCUCAUCUACGGGACGGUGUGUGAGUUCUGCACGGAGAAGAGUUGUCCGGUCAUGUCCGGGGGUCCUAGGUAUGAGUACCGAUGGCAGGACGAUCACAAGUAUAAGAAACCAACAGCUCUACCGGCUCCCAAGUACAUGAAUCUACUGAUGGACUGGAUCGAGGUCCAGAUCAACAAUGAGGAUAUCUUCCCCACCAGUAUAGGUAUCCCGUUCCCCAAGAACUUCAUCCAGAUUUGUAAGAAGAUCAUCUGCCGUCUGUUCCGGGUGUUUGUCCACGUCUACAUCCACCAUUUUGACCGUAUGAUGCUGAUGGGAGCUGAGGCCCAUGUUAACACCUGCUACAAGCACUUCUACUACUUCAGCACAGAACUCAACCUCAUAGACCGCAAGGAGCUGGAGCCACUGAAAGAGAUGACUUCUGGGAUGUGUCACUGAGGAGCAGAACCACUGGAGCAGCUGAGGGACUGUCGGGGACGUCCUGCUGGCAUGGCAGGAGGUUACCAUGGAGAUAUGGAGGGGUACACAGUUGACUCUGAAGCUUGAUGACAUCAUCAGUGUGAUUCAACUAGCUAGAUGUCAUCGCUGUCAUUCUGAUAGCAAGAGAAGAACCUGCAGAUAUACCCGGAUGAAUGUAUGGAUGAAUGGGAUGGAUGGAUGGAUGGACACUGUAGCAAAGACAUUCUACUAUUUCUACUGUAGUUUACUUUAAGGACCUCCCUCUGUAACACCACGUCGUUGAGGAGGACCUCCCUCUGUAACACCACGUCGUUGAGGAGGACCUCCCUCUGUAACACCACGUCGUUGAGGAGGACCUCCCUCUGUAACACCACGUCGUUGAGGAGGACCUCCCUCUGUAACACCACGUCGUUGAGGAGGACCUCCCUCUGUAACACCACAUCGUUGAGGAGGACCUCCCUCUGUAACACCACAUCGUUGAGGAGGACCUCCCUCUGUAACACCACAUCGUUGAGGAGGACCUCCCUCUGUAACACCACAUCGUUGAGGAGGACCUCCCUCUGUAACACCACGUCGUUGAGGAGGACCUCCCUCUGUAACACCACGUCAUUGAGGAGGAGAUGAUUUAACCUCUCUAGGGUAUGUGGGACGGUAGCGUCCCACCUCGUCAACAGCCAGUGAAACUGCAGGGCG
Messenger RNA from Salvelinus namaycush (lake trout), 1752 nucleotides. RefSeq names its product MOB kinase activator 3B. Lineage: Eukaryota; Metazoa; Chordata; Actinopteri; Salmoniformes; Salmonidae. Gene Ontology annotation, cellular component: nucleus; cytoplasm. Gene Ontology annotation, biological process: signal transduction; positive regulation of protein phosphorylation. Gene Ontology annotation, molecular function: protein kinase activator activity. The record is from RefSeq and is a predicted model, not a curated record. Bases 388 to 1038 code for a protein of 216 amino acids. The transcript has 4 exons.